Molecule: messenger RNA, 724 nt
Organism: Linderina pennispora
Lineage: Eukaryota; Fungi; Kickxellomycota; Kickxellomycetes; Kickxellales; Kickxellaceae
Exons: 1
Coding region: 58-513 (151 amino acids)
Source: RefSeq, a predicted model, not a curated record
ACCGGGGGAGUCUGGGUCAUGUACUAGAGUCACCUGCCAAUUAGCAGUCAUUGCAUCAUGCGUCCCUCCAGUCGGUCUGUGGCGGGCUGGCAGGGAGGGGAGGGAUGGAAGGCUCUGCACCACAUGGCGACCACGCGCCCAGCUUUAUUUGCACUGCUGGUUUUCAAAGAGGGGACGAUUUUUGUUGGUGGUCGCGCGGUUUCCGUCGCGGGCUCUUGCAACAUAGGGCGUAUUGCACAAUGUCUUGCAAAAGUCAUGUACUUAUUUUACGGCUUUAUUUGCUACUGGAUACGCGUGAAGAUUUCGAGACCCACCCUACUGCCUUCUGCUCCACCUGACCAAAACCCGACCAAAAGAGCCUAUAUACAAGAAAGCUGCUAUUUCCUGCAACUGCGGCUAUACCGCACUUGCCUGUCUUUUUUAAUCCCCUGGCACCAAGAAGUAGCAUUUGAAUCCGUUAGGCAUUGUCCUGAACACUCUUUGCGACUAAAUAAAUUCGACAGUGUGUUGUGAUUGUCUUCCUACUCAGCUCCUGGGUGGCUUAGCAUCUAGCAAUCAUGGCACUCCCACUUGGAACUCCGCAACAGCCGCAGUAUUGCUGCAGUACAUGGGUGGGUUGGUGACACGGCUCUGCGCAGGAAACGCGUACUGGGUUAGCAAAUGUAGUUCCGCGUGAAGCCUAACUUGGGGAAGGGGAAAUUGGCAUUGCGCAGCCGAUUGGCGA